This is a messenger RNA of Leptinotarsa decemlineata (Colorado potato beetle), 1788 nucleotides long. RefSeq names its product pancreatic triacylglycerol lipase. Gene Ontology annotation, biological process: lipid catabolic process. Gene Ontology annotation, molecular function: triacylglycerol lipase activity. The record is from RefSeq and is a predicted model, not a curated record. Lineage: Eukaryota; Metazoa; Arthropoda; Insecta; Coleoptera; Chrysomelidae.
GUUGGCUUAAAGCUUAUUGGAAUCUAGGAAUGUCCAGAAGAUAAGCAGUGGUAGUUCUUUUUGCAAUAUGGUCGGUCUUGACAAUAAUUCCAGUGUUUUUUUCCAAACAAUAGUGUUCAUGGUGAACCAAAGUAUUAUACAGCAGGAGAGUUCUUAUAAUUAUUAUUAUAUGCAAAUUGGGAAAGAAUCAAAUGCAUCGAAAUGUUAUGGAACAUAUGGUUGUUACCAAUUAUCACCUCCUUGGACCUCAGAAAAUCGACCGGUUUCUCUGUUUCCCGAAGAAUUACAUGAGAUAGAACCAAAGUAUUUCCUGUAUACCAGACAAAACCCUGUCAAACCACGUCUCUUGGAUAUUGGUGAAUUCGAAUACUUGGACUAUAACGAAGUAUCAGACUUUGAUGCUGAGAAUCCUAUUUAUUUAAUCACACACGGCUAUAUGGAAGGUGGAUCCAUAGACUGGAUAUACAGUAUUACCCAAACUCUGUUAGCACAAGAAGAUUGCAACGUCAUAAUAAUCGACUGGCAAAGGGGCUCUCGACCCCCUUAUACCCAAGCAGUAGCCAACAUAAGGCUAGUAGGAGCCAUAACAGCAUAUCUGUUGAACGAUAUAGCUCGACUUACUGGAGACCUAAAGCUAGACCACGUGCAUGCGAUUGGACACUCUCUUGGGGCACACAUGUGUGGAUACAUAGGAUAUACAUUACAAAAGGAAUUCAAUCUAACCCUUGGUCGCAUCACGGGACUGGACCCAGCAGAGCCUCACUUCUCGAAAGCAAAACCUCCCGUGAGGCUGGACAGAUCAGCAGCGAAAUACGUGGAUAUUAUUCAUACUGAUGCGAGUCAGUUCAUCCGAGGAGGCUUAGGAAUGCUCGAAAGCAUAGGACACGUCGAUUACUAUCCCAAUGGAGGCACGGAUCAACCUGGCUGCACUGACGGUGUUGUACAAUACAUCAAAGAGGCUAACGGCAGUUUCUUCUAUGGUGUCAAGAAAUAUUUGAGCUGUAAUCAUAUGAGAAGCCAUCAACUUUUCCUGGAAAGUCUGACUGUGAAUCCGAAGUGUCAAUUCAUGACAGUAGAAUGUUCCUCCUUUCAGGAUUUCACAAACGGAAACUGUUUUGAUUGCAUCAAGAACAAAGAGAGGUGUCUUCCGUUUGGUUUCCAUGGAAGAAAGUACUACGAAAGCCAACUGGGUGAUCGGUGGAAACAUACAAGCAGAGUACAGUAUUUGAUCACUGGAAAUACAAAGCCUUUCUGCAAAAGCCACUACAGAAUAACAGCGCAGAUAUCCGACUCUAACCAUAGCAAAAUACAUGGAGGGGAAAUCGGCCAAUUAGUUUUCACCAUGCAUAGUACAAGCGAUGGUAAAGGUCAGAAGUCUGCGCCUGUUGGGUUCAUCAAUGGAUUUUAUGAACCGGGGGGUUUGUACAGGGGAGUAAUCGCUACAGACGGAAUCCCGAAUUUGAAAGCGGUUGAAAUAGAAUGGAAAUAUGACAGCAGUUUGUUCAAUCCGUUAACGUGGAGACUUUUAACUGCUCCGCGGAUAUAUUUGAAGAGGGUUCUAGUAGAGGCCCUGGAAAUCGAUAAAAGGAUAUCCGUAUGCCCGAAGGGGGAAAAGCCGUUGAUAAGUGGCAUUCCACAGUUGAUGAUUUCCUCAUACUGUUGAGUUUUUGCAUCUAAAAACAUUGAAUCAUUUGUGUACAUACUUGAAUGUAGGUUCAUUUAAUUUAUCAUUCAUUAUUUAUUUACAUCCUUCAGCAAUGCAAUAUUAAAUUGUAUUUAAUUAGUAAA